Molecule: messenger RNA, 2280 nt
Organism: Malassezia restricta
Lineage: Eukaryota; Fungi; Basidiomycota; Malasseziomycetes; Malasseziales; Malasseziaceae
Product: telomere length regulation protein
Exons: 1
Coding region: 1-2280 (759 amino acids)
Cellular component (GO): nucleus
Molecular function (GO): ATP hydrolysis activity; ATP binding; DNA binding
Source: RefSeq, a predicted model, not a curated record
AUGGAGCCGUCGGACGGGGCACGCGAGUCCGAUGGCCGCGUCUAUCCUAUGUUUGCCGCGGCGGCAGGCGAUGAAAGCGCGUACAAACGUCGUCGGCUCCCGCCUUCCAAACCGCGCGCAGCCAAAUCUCGCGCACGACUGUCCACCACCACGCUGUUGGCUGCAUGGGGCCAGGAGGCACGAGCUCCAACGCCGCCUCCGGCGCAGCCGAUGCAGCGCACCGUGCGUGGUACAGCGACAAGCGAUAUGGCGCAUCCUUUUUUUGCUAAGCGCGAGACCAAGUCUGCGCCGAUGGCGCGUGUCCACGCCCAUGCUACACGACCGCUCCAGACGGUCCCAGCCCCAUGGCCAGAGGCCCCUAUGGUGCACGUCGUCCCAUCCCAGGAGCCACGUAUGACUCGACAGGGUGUAUCUUGGCCACGACGUGCGCGCUCGUGCAGCCAGUCCGCGUCCGAUCUUACCUGGUCGUACACCAUGCACCCAAGCAGCAAGGCGGCAGAUCCGUGCAUGGUGUGUGAAGCAGCGAUGGUGCCCUCUUCCAGCAGCACAGCCUGGCACAUGGAGCCGCGCUCGCCUCUCACCUACUUGGCAGCGGACCCUGCAUGUCAACGAUCUGAUACCCACGCGUCUCCUGUGAUCGCGUAUAUGCACGAGCGCCUAUCGCGUCAAGAGCGCCAGGCGCUGUCGCCGCAGCCGCAUGCCAGUGCCCAUGCUUCCUUGUGGAUGGAUCACUGGCGGCCGACAUGUGCAGCGCAUGUACUGGGAAACGAGGCGUCCGCCACGAUCCUGCGCGACUGGUUGCAAGACUUGCGCGUGUCGUUCAGCGGAGCUACGCAGCGCCCUGCGAUGACACGCCGAGCAUCUCGGCGCCGCGACCGACCUGCUAGCGCUGAGUCGAGCGAGGACGAAUUUCAGCCUGAGGAAGCUGCAUGGUUUGAUCAGUUUCGUGCGCCUGCGUCGCCUCCGCCGCCCGCGCCCACCGCGCUGACCAACGGCAUGGUGCUGGUGGGCCCGACGGGUGUGGGCAAGUCGGCGGCCGUGUAUGCGUGUGCCUCUGAGCUAGGCUUUGAGGUGUUUGAGCUGUACCCGGGCAUGGGUCGCCGCAGUGGCAAGGACUUGGCCGGUGCGGUGGGACAGCUUACGCGCAAUCACAUGGUGCUGGGCGACGCACGCGCUCGUAUACGAGAUAUGCCGCAUCAGUCCCUGAUUCUGCUGGAUGAGGCGGAUGUGCUCUUUGACGAUGACAUUGGCUUUUGGCCGGCGGUCGCAGAGCUCAUGAGCGAUUCUCUGCGUCCCGUCGUACUUACGUGCACGGACCUGGACGCCAUUCCUCUGGCAGACCUUCCGAUCCAGCGCGUCCUUACGUGGCACCCUGCCCCGGUGCCGGCAGCCGCGACGUACCUCCAGCUGGUCGCGCUGGCGGAAGGGUACAUUGUGUCGCAUGCCGCGAUGCAGGCUCUCUACCUCCGUACCCUCCCACCCCCCGAUGCACUGACGCCACGCAGUGGGCCGGUCAUGCCGACGUCGCAUGCGUAUCCGAGCUCACGCGUCGUAUCAACAGCCGCCGCAUGCGAUUUGCGCGCCGCACUCGCGCAGCUCCCAUGGCUGUGUAUGCGCACGCGUGCCAAGGAGAUGCUGGAGGGCACAGUCAGCGACGCGCGUCCUGGCGUGCUGAGCGCGCCGAGCGAGGUCAGUGCGCUCCGUGCGCCCCAGGACGAUGCACAGGCCUUGCGUGCCAUGUGCCGCGAUGCUGAGGCGCUCUCAGUCGCCGAUGUCGUGUGCCGACAUGGCGAAUACGUCGACGAGUACGUGCCGCUCCCCAAAAGUCGCGCACACGUAUCGCCUGUGCCCAGUGUGCCAUGCGCAUCCGUGCAUGUCCCCGCUACACUGCAUCUGGGGCCGCGCUUGUACGCAGCGCUGGCGCCACGCACCGCCUCGCAGCUCGCAUCUUUGGCAGCGCGCAUGGAUCACGACCGAGUGGACCACUGCCGAUACCUCGCGACCUUGGUACGGCUCCUGCAUGUGCCGCCUCAUGAGCAGCUGCCUCGCUCGAGUAUACCCCUCGACUAUGCGCCGUACGUGCGCAUCCUGCAGCAAUGUGACGCAGCGCGGCAGCAUGCCUGGGCUGCCUACCUGUACAACGCGCAACAAGGCCUGUCUGGACGCGCCACGCGCAACUCGGCGCGCUUCGCUUUGGACGGCAUGGGCGUGCGCGGAUGGCAGGCAUGGCUGCCCUUUGGGCCAGCCGAGCUGGCGGCUGUCAGGGCCACGGCGUUGUGA